AUGGUGAACUACUGGUCUAGUUUGUUUGUGCUUCCUAAGGCAGUCUUAGCAGAGGUUAACAAGCUGUUAAGGAAUUUCCUAUGGUCGGGCACUGAGUUUAAGCACACUGGAGCAAAGUGGGUGAGAGUUCAGCUGGUUCGGGACAGAUGUUUCUGGACUUUGGGUACUCCUCAGAACUGUUCCAGUAACUGGAAGAAGAUCCUCCAGCUCAAAGGGGUUGCUAGGUCUAUGAUUUUGCAGAAGGUUGGUAAUGGGGAGCAUACUUACUUUUGGGAGGAUAAUUGGUUGCAUGGGGGACCACUUUCCUUGAGGGUUGCAGAGGGAUUUUUACAGGAUUCGCAGAUUCUUCCUCACCAGCGCCUUUCCUCUCUAAUUUCGGAUGGUGAUUGGUCCUUCCCAGCUUCCAUACUUGAGCAAUUCCCUGCAAUUGCUCUCAUUGCUCCUCCAUCUUCAUCACCUGACUCUUCUAGUUGGAUUCCAUCACCCACUGGAUCAUUCACACUAUGUCACACUAUUGGAUGGCUUGAAGCUCCUCGCCCUUCCACGAUUUGGCAUCAUCUCGUGUGGAGCUCUCUCUCUGUUCCACGAUGUAAAUUCUCAUUGUGGUUGGCAGUUCAGAACCGCCUCUCAACACUGAACCGUAGUAGUAUGAGAGAUGUCCCAGGCCUAAGGUUGUGUCAUCUCUGCAACUUCUCCGAUGAAUCUCAUGACCACUUAUUUUUUGCAUGCACUUUCGCGAGGCCGAUCUGGGUCUACUUGCAGCACAAAUCCAGAUUUCACGCCCCCCCUUCGUCUUGGAAUUAUUUCGUUGCUUGGGCUUCCCAUAACUGGUCUGGCAGGAACUUGAGAUGUGCAAUGAACAGACUCACUCUAUCCAGUGCAAUCAAUAAAAUCUGGGAAGAAAGGAACAACAGAGCUUUUCGGAACCAAAAAUCCUCACAGAUGGUGGUCCUAAGGCAUAUUACUGAACUGAUUCGGCAGAAUCUUCUAUCAAGACAGGUUAAGGACUCACCUUUUGCAAGGAAAUUGGCUCUUCAUUGGGAUCUCCCAUCUUUUGUGAGGCCACCGGCGAAGCCUCCGGACCUAAUUGUCUAA
This is a messenger RNA of Cornus florida, 1095 nucleotides long. RefSeq lists its product as uncharacterized. Bases 1 to 1095 code for a protein of 364 amino acids. The transcript has a single exon. The record is from RefSeq and is a predicted model, not a curated record. NCBI's taxonomy places the organism in Eukaryota, Viridiplantae, Streptophyta, Magnoliopsida, Cornales, Cornaceae.